Messenger RNA from Juglans microcarpa x Juglans regia, 1946 nucleotides. Its product is annotated as trihelix transcription factor ASIL2-like. Gene Ontology annotation, molecular function: transcription cis-regulatory region binding. NCBI's taxonomy places the organism in Eukaryota, Viridiplantae, Streptophyta, Magnoliopsida, Fagales, Juglandaceae. Gene Ontology annotation, cellular component: nucleus. The transcript has 2 exons. Bases 591 to 1775 code for a protein of 394 amino acids. The record is from RefSeq and is a predicted model, not a curated record.
CCUCUCCACCUUGUUCCCAUCCACCUUUCCAGUUUCUUUCGUCUUGGAAUUGCUCUCAACUGGUCACAAAUUUUUUAUGUUGGUUUUUUUUUUUUUUUUAAGAGCGUGAAUCUGGGUUUGAUUGUAAAGAGAUUUUGGGACUUGUGAGUUCAUUUUAGUCCGGAAAGCUUGCUAUUUGAGUGAAAAAAUGGAGACUUUGGAGCAGGAUUCUUGGUGUUUUCUGCAUUUAGAAGUUGAUUCAAAGAAGCGGGAUUGGUCUUGUGGAGGUUCUGUUUUCCCUUUUUUUAACUGUGGGAAAAUUACAAAUUAAAAUGUUGUGGGGAAAUCGGUAUUGCAAGUAGAAAAGGAAUGUGUUUUCGGGAACAAAUAUUAUGGGUAUUUUUCUUUAUCGAGUUUGAUUCUGUUAAAGAAAAGAGGAGUUGGUGGUUUGGGGUUAGAAAUUAAGUUCAGAGGUUUUUUCUUUCCUUUUUGUUUUGGGUUUUAGUUGUGGUUGAAUCUUACAAGGCUCAACGUGAGUCGCAAAAGUGCUUUAAGGCGCAUUGAUCAGGCUUUGAAGGUCACACAAGAAGGCUAUUUUAAUUGUGUUAACAAUGGAUGACACUGAGGAUGAUGCAAGGUACCCCCCAAAUCGGUAUGGUGUGAAUCACCAGCAGGGUUAUGGCUCCUCGAGUCGGCAGAAACUUUCUGUUAGGAAUGCUCCAUAUUCUUCUUCAGCUGGUAGUCAGUAUGUUGACGAGGAUGAUGAUGAAGAUGAAGAAGAUGAGGAUGACUUGGCAGAGGAGGAAGAUAAUGAUGAUCAAAGUGAUGGUUUCCGUAAUAUCCAUGAAGAUUUGGAGGAUGAUGAUGAUGAUGAUGAAGAGGAGGAGGAGGAUGAAGAUGAUGAUAAGCAGAAAAUUUAUGGUAGGAGGAUUGAAAAUGUUGAUUUCGAAAGGCACCCAAAGAAGCGAAAGUUGAAGAGUUUGGUUUCUAGCUAUGAAUUUGCUCCUCGGGUACCUACGCCAUCGGCUGCAGCUCUGGCUCUCCCUGCUCCAAAACCAUCGGUUGGAGGCCGAAAUUCGCUGACUGAUUGGACUGAGCGUGAGACAUUCGUUUUACUAGAUGCUUGGGUUGACCGGUUUCUUCAUCGUGGUAGGAAGAGUCUUCGGUCUGAGGAAUGGCAAGAAGUUGCAGAGAAGGUAUCAGAAAUUUCAAAAAUUGAAAGGACUGAUACUCAGUGUAGGAAUAGAUUGGAUACAUUGAAGAAGAAGUACAAAAAAGAGAAGAUGAGGAUGGCAGAGACUGGUGAUGCCACUAGCAAAUGGGUUUAUUUUAAGAAGAUGGAUAUGUUGCUGUCAUCGCCCCCGCAGCAAGCUGGCCUCUCGUGUGGUUUGGACUCAGGGGAGUACGUAUUCAUGAACCCUAGAGUUUAUUUGAAUCGUGCAAAUGGGUUGGAAGAAAUGAGGGAUAGUCCUGGGAAUUCGGAAUCUACUGAUGGCGAGGAAGAUGAUUCAGAUGGACUUCCGCCAAAGAAGAGGAGGAUUGGAAGGGUAAAUGAUGAGGGGCCUUCCUUUAGAUUACUUGCUGAUUCCAUUCACAAAUUCAGCGACAUAUAUGAGAAGAUUGAGAAUAGUAAAAGGCAGCAGAUGGUGGAGCUAGAGAGGAUGAGAAUGGAUUUCCACAGGGAAUUGGAGAUGCAGAAGAGGCAGAUUCUUGAGAGAGCGCAUGCAGAGAUAGUGAAAAUACGGCAGGGUGAUGAUGAGGAAAAUGAUGUCUCUGCUGAGAAUGCCAGUGGCUGAUGUAUUGAGAUGCAAUAAGCUUUCUGUCGAUUGCUACCACUGUUGUAUAACACUUGGGGGGCCUUUUUGCCUCUUUUAAUUUUUAUCUUAUGAGGAUGUAAUAAUGCUGGAGAUAUUGUAUUACUUAGUAGUCGAAGAAAUGGCAAAAUUAAUCAGAUCAUUGCUAUGUUA